Molecule: messenger RNA, 654 nt
Organism: Caenorhabditis briggsae
Lineage: Eukaryota; Metazoa; Nematoda; Chromadorea; Rhabditida; Rhabditidae
Exons: 3
Coding region: 1-654 (217 amino acids)
Biological process (GO): late endosome to vacuole transport via multivesicular body sorting pathway; vesicle budding from membrane
Cellular component (GO): multivesicular body
Source: RefSeq, a predicted model, not a curated record
AUGAACAGAAUUUUCGGAACAGCCAAAAAAGUGCCACCACCAGAUCUCAACAAUGCCAUAGCCAACGUUGAGUCCAGAAGCGACAGUAUCGACAAGAAAAUCCAGAAGCUCGAUGGAGAUCUCAUGAAACUUCGUGAUCAAAUGUCGAAAAUGCGCGAGGGACCCAGCAAAAAUCUUAUCAAGCAGAAGGCGUUACGAGUAUUGAAACAAAAGCGGAUGUACGAGAAUCAAAAGGGUCAGCUAGACCAACAAUGCUUCAAUAUGGACCAGAGCAAUUUCGCUAUUCAGGGAAUGAAGGAUAAUCAAGUGACUGUCGCUGCGAUGAAGGAAGGAUUGAAGACGAUGCAAAAGGAGUACAAGAAGAUGAACAUUGACAAGAUAGAGGACCUUCAAGACCAAAUGGAAGAUAUGUUGGAUAUGAAUAACGAGAUACAAGAGGCAAUGAGCAGACAAUAUGAUACUCCUGACCUUGACGAGGCUGACCUCGAAGCAGAGCUCGCUAUGCUUGGUGACGAGCUGGACAUUGGAGAAUCCGAUACGAAUUAUUUGGACGAAGCUCUUGCGGCUCCAACUGUUCCAGCGGAAAAGCCGAAGACAAGAGUUGCCGAAGGUCUCGAAGUCGACGAGUUCGGACUUCCCAAGUUGCCAGCGUAA